AGUUAAAAAUAAUGAAAAUGAUAAAUCAUAACUAGAAGAGAUUGCUGAUCAACCUGAAGUGAUUUAAGAAGAAGAUGAAGAAGAAGAAGAUAGAGAGAUGUCAGAGGAAGAAGCUAAGAAUGCAGCAAUCUAUAAAUGGGCUAAAGAAAUACAUGAUUAUAACAUUGAUAAUACUGAAGAGUUAAUUUUUAAGGCUGUCUCUAAUUUUAAACCACUUUAAUCAAAAGAAGAAUCUAGAUCAACUUUAGCACAUAAAGAUGGUGGUAAAGUAUGCAAGAAUAAAAAAUUAAUAAGAACAUUAAGAGCUAUUGGUAAAGAAUUGAUCAAAUAAAUUGGUAAACAAAUUUUAUCUGGUAAUUUAAAUUUAACAACUAUUUCUUUCCCUAUCAAAGCUAUGAUACCUAAAUCAGCACUUGAAAAAGUAUUAAUGUCUAGUUGUCUAUUUCCACUAUAUAUAAAUAGAGCAGUUCUUGAAUAAGAUCCUAUUGAAAGAGUAAAUUAUUUAAUACUAUUUUUAGAUGAAGUUAAUUAUUUGUGCUACUUUAGGUAAUUUCUAUUUGAAUUGUUCAUUUCUUAAACCACUUAAUCCUAUCUUAGGUGAAACUAUAUCUGGUUUCUAUUAAGAUGGAACUACUGCAUAUGUAGAAUAAAUCUCUCAUCAUCCUCCCAUUAGUUAUUUUCUUACUAUUGGUCCUAAAAAUAGUUAUAAAUUUUAUGGAUAUUAUAACUAUGAAGCUAAAGCAGGAGUCAAUUCACUCUCUUUAAAAAAUAAAGGUAAAAGGUUUUUACAAUUUGCAAAUGGAGAAAUUAUUGAAUAUAAUUUUGCAGGUGAAGAAUAUAGUGGUAGCUUUUGGGGACCUAUGAAAGUUGAAUGCAAAGGUAAAAUUACUUUCAUAGAUAAAAAAAAUGAUAUUUCUGCUUGUGUUGAAUUAGAUAGCGUUAGAUGGAAAGCUUCAGAUUAUCUCUCUGGAGAAAUCAAAAAAACAGGUAAAAAAGUAUGCAAAAUAUAUGGAUCAUAUAUGGGAUAUAUUGAAUUUGCAGAAGUAAGAUAUUGGGAUGUCAAUUAUAUACAUCCAUACGAAUGCAAAGUCUUUAAACCUAAUCCAUUACUACUAAGUGAUGCAUCAUUUAGACCUGGUAUUAUUAAUUUUUAUUUUAGAUUUAAGAUAACUUAAACGUAAUAAAGUAUUAGAAGCAUAAAAAGAAAAAGAUGAUCUGGAAAUGCAAUAAAGAUAGGAUGCUAAACUUAGAAAACCUAAAAAAUGAUUUUCACUGAAUUAUUGUUAUUCAUAUUUAUGCAAAC
Molecule: messenger RNA, 1303 nt
Organism: Paramecium sonneborni
Lineage: Eukaryota; Ciliophora; Oligohymenophorea; Peniculida; Parameciidae
Source: the annotation of a GenBank genome assembly